AUGCGCGCUUGUCCACCGACGCGUCACUGCGCAUUCAACAUGGACCCGACGGUAAAGCGGUAGCGACGGACGCCUCUACGAGUCAUGUUUAUAUUCGCCCAUUCCGACGCCUCAUUAUUUAGAAAAAAGCACUCCGGUUGACCGGAGGAAACCUAAAAUGUAUAGCUUCCAAAAUCUACCGCCCGUCCUUGGAUAAGUGAUUGAUGAGAUACCGGUCAUGGCUGGAUUGAUCAAGAAACAGAUCCUGAAACAUCUCUCCAGGUUUGCUAAGAACCUCUCCCCAGAUAAGAUUAAUCUGAGCACUCUGAAAGGGGAGGGCCAGCUUACCAACCUGGAGCUGGAUGAGGAGGUUUUGCAGAACAUGUUGGAUCUGCCCACCUGGCUCGCCAUUAAUAAAGUCUUCUGCAACAAGGCCGCCAUCCGGAUCCCAUGGACCAAGCUGAAGACUCAUCCAAUCACUCUGUCCUUGGAUAAAGUUGUCAUGGAGAUGAGCACCUGUGACGAGCCUCGCCCUCCCAACGGUCCAUCACCCAUUGCAACAGCCUCGGGUCAAAGUGAAUAUGGUUUUGCGGAGAAAGUGGUGGAGGGCAUCUCACUCUCUGUGAACUCCAUAGUGAUCCGUAUCAGCGCCAAAGCCUUUAAUGCCUCCUUCGAGCUCUCGCAGCUCCAGGUCUACAGCGUCAACACCAGCUGGGCCACUGGUGACCUGCGAUACACACGCAUCCUGGACCCCACACGUGGAGAGAUCCUAACGUUUAAGGAAGUGAGCUGGCAGAUGAUCAGGAUUGAAGCAGAUGCCAUCCAGAACACAGAACAUGAGGUCCUCAGAGCACCCAUACGCCUCAUCACCAACCAAUCAAGGAUCAGAGUCACUUUAAAGAGGAGGAUGAAAGACUGUAAUGUUGUUGCAUCAAAGCUGAUUCUAAUCCUGGAUGACCUGCUGUGGGUGCUGACAGACUCCCAGCUCAAGGCCAUGGUGCAGUAUGCGAAGUCUCUCAGUGAAGCCAUGGAGAAAUCAGCUGCGCAGAGGAAGACUAUGGCCCCCGACACCACACAGGUAACAACGGCACCCCCCUCAGCCCAGCAGGUGCGCACACAGCAGGCUUCAGCCACAGCAGAUCAGAAUGCUUCCAUGGAACGGCUGUUUAACUCCUAUGAUGUUCGUGAGACCUCACACCACCUCCAAAUCACACACUUGGACCUGCAUAUUUGUGACGACACCAAUGCCAAGGACAGAGGAAUUAAUAAGAGAUUAGAUGGUGGCGCAAUGCAGUUGUCCUUCAGUUCUAUCACUGUAGACUAUUACCCCUUCCACAAAGCUGGUGAGGGCUGUUUGCAUUGGAUGCAUUACAGUGAGGCCACAAAGUCUCGUGAGACCUGGGCCCGUUCUCUCCUGGAGGAGUUUAAGUCUAAUGUGGAUAUGCUCAAAAACGUAGUCAGUGGCCAGUCGCAGAACUCCCCUCAGCAUGGAAAGAUCUCCACCAGCUCCAGCACUUCCUUCUCGCCUCCAUCUGCACCGAGAACCCAACUCAUGUCCAGCUCAAUUGUGCUACGGAUGGCAGAUUUCAGCAUCUAUCAGGUGUCUACAGCAGACCAGCCACGAUCCAGUCCUCAAAGCAUGAUAUCCUGCAAUAAGAAAACCCUCUAUCUCCCCCAAGAGAUGCCGGCCAUCCAUGCCGAAUUCACAGAGUACUACUUCCCAGAUGGCAAAGACUAUCCCAUCCCUUGUCCCAACCUGUACGUGCAGUUGAACGCGCUACAGCUGGUGCUUGACUCGCGCAGUCUGGUUUGGCUCAAUCUGUUUGCACUAGACCUUCGUCAGAGCUUAGAACAAUUUAUGGAGCUGUACAAACUCAAUGACUCUCAGAAACCUGACGAACAUGUAGAUAUCAGAGUGGACGGACUCAUGCUGAAGCUGGUGGUCCCUGCAGACCAGGAGAAGGGUCAGCCUGGCCAGCCUCGCUCUCUGUCAGUGCAGACCUCUGAGAUGGUAGCCACUAACACACGUCACUCUUCUGGAUGCACUCGGUCCAGUCUGGAAUCCCUUUUGCAGGCCUUCCAGGAGCAACCCUUCUUCACCUCCCUCUCUUCCUCCUUUCCUCAUGCCCAAAACUCCUUCUCUGUGCUGCAUUCAGCCUUCCAACGGCAUGCUCAUGAGCAGGAUACGCGUGUUCAUGAUGUGUACCGGGGCCUCGCUCCACCAUCUCUCUCCACCAGUGCCCUCAAAACACCAGCAGCCACUGACUUGUGGGCUCUGCACUUCUCUCAGUUCUGGGUGGACUAUGAGGGCUCACGCAGUGGGCGAGGUCGUCCGACACCUUGCGUGGACUCUUUCCCUCUGACUCUUUGGGUAUGCCACCCUGCCCGAUACACCCUGCACCACGAGAGGCUCAGAGCAGGCGUAGGGUCAGGCCUGUUGCCUCGCAGUGAGUCAGCAGAGAUUGCCAACCGUCUGCAGAGGAAAAAGCUUCUUAAGGAGUACUACAGCACUGAUGCAUGUCUAAGCAACAUGCCAAGCAAUGGUCUCCACAAACCACAGUCUCUAGAUGGCCUAUUUAGCGACUCCUCUUCGUCUCUUUCCCUUGCUUCCUCGUCCUCUUCCAAUGAAGUAGACUUGCAGGUGCUAGUGCACGUUCAGAAGCACCUGAGUGCUCAGGUGAGCCAUGGCCAGUAUAUGUUCCUGCUCAGACUGCAACAUGCUGUGAAAUCUCUGCAGCGCACUUUACAGCAAGAUCUGGAGCAGUAUGGCUCCAAGCUCCAGGGUCCCACACAACCCUUCAGCGUCUGCGUGGGCAUGCUCAUGAAAAGUGCAGAAGUUGCACUACUUUUAAAGCCUAUUCCCCAACCGGAUUUAAGCACCAGCCCCCUGGACUCUGAUGUCUCCCCCUCAGAAAGCAGGACCACUCUUGAAGCUGGGAGUGAGGUGGGCGAGGAACACGAGAGACCCUCGGCUGCAGGAGAGGCUACUCCAAACGCAGAUCAGCUCCUCUUUGCGGAUACGCAUGGGCUCAACGUGUCUCCUCUCCUUCCAUCCACAUCCCCAUCUCCUGCUCUGAGAAAGGCUUCUAUGGAUGAGAUGAGUAGCGUGGCAUCUGGAGGGAAGGUGCCGUCUGAGGAGAAGAAGGAAUUGAUUGAAGGAUCUUUUGAUGGAGAGGGCAGCAGAACUGAAACCAAAGGGCAACAGAGUGAAACCUCACAAGGUGGAACUGCGGGAGUCUCUGACACUUCUUCCAGGGAGUGGAACGACAAGAGUCAGGGAGGCAGGCUGCCUCAGUCCAUGUCCAGGAAAGGCAGUUUAUCAGUGGUCUCUGACCUCUUAACCUCCACGCACAGCAGGUCUACCUCCUUAUAUUCCAUGUCCAACAUUGGUCGUUUGAUGCAGGGCAAGUCACAGUCAAGUUUCUCAGUGUCCUUUAAGAACAUGAAGAAAAGCCCUUCACUACAGUCUCUGGAUGAUCUCUCCAUAGACAGCUACUCACUAGAGGACUGUGACAGCUACAGCCUGCUGGAGAGAGAUGACGUAUCAAUCUCUGGCUUUAAAGAGGUUCUAAAUGAGCAGAUUUCCACAGAAGGGGCUAAUGUGAGUCUCGCGCAGGAGGCAGAUGAGACCCAGUCACCUGACGCCAUGAGCGCUGCCUCACAGAGUAUAGACGAACCCACAAAAGACCUUGUGUCGGUAUUGGUUUUGAAGGUUCACUCGGUCUGCUGUUCUCUGGAUCUGAAGGGUGAUGAUACAGCAGUAGCUCUGGAGGUGGGGCGGAUCCGACCCAAUCAGCUCGGCAACGUCAGUUUGCGUCAGUAUCUUAGCAACCGCAGCCUGGGUUUAGUGUCUUCAGCAUCAGUCGCUCAGAGUGGUGAAGCUGCUCCGGUUUUUUGUUGUCGUUUCUCUGCUGUCACAGACCACUGGGUUCUGCAGUACCAGAACUGCUGGUUCAGGAGACUUUGUACACACAUAAACACACACAACCUCACUCUCGUCUAUCUAGGCUGUUUCAGAGCCGCUUUCCUCUCCAAGGAUUAAUCUUUAGGCUUUUCCAUGCUCAGUUUCUCUUGACUGAUUCUGCUAGCCUCUGUUUUUCAGUCAGUUUCUCUGUAUCUUUCUCUCACCUGCUCCCAUGUUCUCUAUUUUCAGUUAUUCUCACUCAUACACUUUCCUCUUGCAGCAUUUUUGCUGUUCUUCAGUAUCUCCACUUUGGAGGGAAAGUGCUGUGUUUGCUUGUUUUAUUCACAACUGUUGAAAGAUUAAAUUAUUAAAUGUUCAGCUAGGACUGACAGGAAUGAUCACGUCUAUCUUUUGUAAUGAUGGUCUGAGCCUAACUCCACUAUUUUCACAGAGGACACUGAAUAAAUGAACAUUUGAUAUCGCAAACGUGACGUGCAUCUCUCUUUUUGUCUUGGAGGAAAAAAUAUCAAACUUUAUGCACAUGUACAAAAGCCAUCCCCAUUUUUUUUACAAUUAUACCUUACAUGCACACAAUAAUUAAAGGGAUAGUUCACCCAAAAAUUAAAAUGUUGAUAACCAGACAAUUUAAGUAGCCAUGUGGGGCUUUCGCACCAGAGGAACCUUUUCAUAGUUCCUAGAACUAUUGGCUGAAGUACCCGGAUUUUGCCAUGUUCGCACUGCAGAAACUAGGAACAAUUUUAGUUCUAGUAACUCCAUUUGGGGGAACUAAAUUAGCUCCUACUUCAGAGUAUGGUCUAAACCAGCACUAUAGGAACUAUCAGUGACAUAAGUGUACGUUGAUUGGUCAAACACAUGUCAAACACCAGCACCCAGCAUUUUUAAAAAGCUGUGUAAACAUAUUUACUUCACGAACAAAAAACAAUAUUUCGAUAUUUUUCGCGAUAACGGCAUUUUCCUGUUGUCUGCAGGGUUGUGAUCUUUCCUCUGCCUCGAUAAUAUGUAAUACUGAAAGUUGUCAUAGGAGAUUUCAUCUCUUAGCCUCACUUUUUGCUCUUUCAGUCGCGUAAAUUAUGCGUUUACAUUCCAUCUCCGUUAUCACAACAAACACAGCUCUGAUCACGGCAUCCUCCAUCCACCGGUUUUUAGCGUUUGUAAAUUCCACGCUUAAAGACGCCGCUGUUGGCCGUUUCAGAGUUCCUAUUCCGGUGCAAAUGCAACCAGGAACAUGGCCCGGGGGAGAAAUUAGAACUAUCCUAGUGGUUAGUUCCUAGAACUACUUGGUGCGAAAGCAGCUUUUGACUUCCAUAGUAUUUUUUUUUCUACUAUGGAAGUCAAUGGCUACCAUCAACUGUUUGAUUACCAACAUUAUUUAAAAUAUCUUCUUUUCAUACUGGUUUGGAACAACUUGAGGGUGAGUAAAUGAUGACAGAACUUUCAUUUUUGGGCGAGCUAUCCCUUUAUGUAGUUGUUUCUCAUGAAUUAAAGAGAAUUCAAAUUAUUUCAUUAUGGAUAAGUCAAAUAAUAUUUGUUAUAAUUCUAUUAUAAUUCAUUCAAAUAAAAAUAUACAAUAUACAAAUUCAUAGGUUAAAAUUCCUGAUUGUUAAAAACUUUAAUUUUAAUGUUCAUCAAGUCAAAUUCUUUAAUAUUUCACAAAAUAUGAAAUGUUUGUAAAUACAGUAUGGCAUCCCACAUUUUUAUGCAUGUAUUUUUUGUGAUUUUGGAACUUACAAAGGGACAUAGUACUAUAGUAAUACCAUGUUUUUGGACAUAGUGUUCCUUGAAGUACCGCAUAUACAACAGUAUAUUAAUGUGGUACCAUUGCCAAUGUACUAUGUUAGUACCAUCUGUUACAAUCAUCUUACCACUGUACCACCACAGUACUAUUUUUGUAAGGGACCUGUUCCUGUCUCCCUAUUUCUUAUUACUCUGUUAUGUCUUAUUUAACACUUCUGCUGAAUAAGCAUCUGCGCUUGGGUAUUUUUCUCUCUAUUCUGGGCAGAGGAGGUUAGGAUGUUAAUGCAGUCUUAGUUUUAGAGCUGCCGGUUCUCGAAAGGAGGUACAUGAAUUCAAUAUAGAUCAGACAGAGAAGUAUAGUAGAUACCUCUGCCACGAGACCCCUUGGGAUCGCUGAACUGCACAGCUCCGAUAUCAUUUGAUGUCUCCUUUCUGCCCUCUGCUGUAGGAAAUUUCAUGAAUUUCAAUGAGAUUUCUAUUCAUUACCACAGGCAUUGUUGCGCUGACAUUUUGGAUUCAAUGCAUAAUUUAAAUGCAGCGUUUCAAUGUUUUGGAUUUGUCUAUUUUUAGACCGGUGGCUGUCUCCCGUGUCCUGCUUUUCCGUCUGGUUCCACAGCCUGUGCAGCGGGCCCUCGACUUCCACUCAUUAGUGAUCCCUUGGCUUCCUGCAUGACUGUGUACACAUUCAUGUGUUCUUGUAGUUAUAAGGCUUAUGGCAUUGCAUGGAGAAACAUGGAAUAGAUGAUGUUUUCAUCAUGUAGAUCUUCAUUAAUGUGUGCGUUUUUUUUUUUUUUUUGUAAUAGCAUCUAUCCUGAAGUAUUAAGGGGCGUUCACACUGACAGUGAUCUGCAGCGGGACCUGGAAUAAGUCAUUUUCAACGAGAGCAACAGGAACUGUAUAGUUGAGAAAAGUUUAAUGUUAUGCAAAUGCGAAGUGACGUGUCAGGCUGUCCAGUAGUAGGAACACUUACUAUCGAAGUAAAAUCUCUUGCUGCCUUCAGAUGCACCUGGUAGGCUUAUACCUUCGAGUUGGGCUUUCAUUAUUAUGACUUAUUACAACACUCUCUGAAAUGUUUGAUUCUGAUUGGUCAGUCACAAUCCGAGAUCCUAUAUAACAGUCCGCUCAACCGUGCAUCUGAAGCCAGCACUUCUGUCGUGUGUCAUGUGUAUCACACUGCAAACUCGCUCUCGCUUGUUUCAUACAAAUGCAGCUGGUGCAGUCUUGGGUUACAGUUAUCGAUUGUAUUGAAUAUGAAAUUGAAGGACUUCAGUAUUAAUAGUACUGUAAUAUUGUUGCAGCAUUCAUCUUGCUAGGACGAUUGUUGUGUACGCUUUAAUGGAUUAUAAGUUAAUAAAUGGGUAAUGAAUAAGAUUUUAAAACAGUUGUAUCUCAAAAAUGUCCCUGUAAUUAUUUGAUAUGAUGAAAAAACGUGUAAUAAGUGGUAUAACUCUAUAUUAUCCCUUAAAUGAUUAUCUUGUUUGAACUUGUUCAUUCGUUUUGCCUCAAGUUUUUCUUCGCAGAAGCUUUGUGUUAAUUGAGCUAAUAAAAUAUGUAAACUCAAAUCAAUUAUUUACUUAUGUUUCAAGUAGGCGUGGAAUAAGUGGGAAAACAUUGUUAUCACUUACAUGUUACUCAUUCGAGUUUGACACAACAUAGUAGCCUAAACAACACACAAGAAUUAUAUUGUUAAUAAUAAACCCAAAUAACUACAAAAUUAUGAAAGUUAUUCAUUUCUAUCAGUUGUUUAUACACCCUGAAACUUGAGUGACUAAUUAUACACAUUUUGUGUAUAUGCUGUUUUGUACAUUGCUGCUUUAAAAUGAUUGAAAUACAGCAUGUAAAAUUAAAAAAAUUGCAAAAUUAUUCAUUAUAAUUAACUACAGGCUUGCUUCCUGCUCACUGAUCUGUAUAUAUAGAUUAUUGGUAUAAUAUAUGAUUUCCACCAUCAACCUGUCCCUUACGACAUCUCGGCAGCCUAAACACUUCUUUAGUUGGACCUAAAUGCUUUAAUUCAAACUAAAUGUUUUAUACUGUAUGAGCAUAAAUUCUCUGGUUGGACCUAAAUGCUUUGUCGGCAGCUUGUGUAAGCUAGAAUUCAGUUUCUCACUUGUAAAUAUGACUUAGCUCAGUCAUUCACGUGCUCGGAAAUCACAAUUGCGAUAUAUCCAACCUCACCUGAAGGGCACAUUUGUCAGUGUGAACGAAGCAUUUCAUGGCUCAAAACUGAGAACUUUUAAACCAACAAAACAUUUUUGACACAUUGUUAAAAAUCCAAGUCUGUCAAACUUGACAUCAGCACGUUACUUCAUUCCUACUUUUAUUUCUUUC
Molecule: messenger RNA, 7966 nt
Organism: Ctenopharyngodon idella (grass carp)
Lineage: Eukaryota; Metazoa; Chordata; Actinopteri; Cypriniformes; Xenocyprididae
Gene: bltp3b
Product: bridge-like lipid transfer protein family member 3B
Exons: 20
Coding region: 218-4021 (1267 amino acids)
Source: RefSeq, a predicted model, not a curated record